UCGCGCACACACAACAGUUUCGGCCGCCGUCUAGCCAACAUAAUCUGCCGCCACCGCCGCCGCUACCGCCAUCCGUUACACGAUUGACCACCAUUCCAGUAAUCAUAAUAUCAGUAUUAGUGUUAAAGUGUGUGCGUUUUUGUUUUAAACGCUCCGUGCCGCACUUGUCACCGUUGUUAUUUUGAUGUGCGAACCGGUAAACGCCGACGCCGUCCCGCAGCCGUGAAACAUCGGUUUUGCCGUUUUUUUACCCGGCCGGUUGGUCCGAUGCCGUGUACUUGUGCGCGCCAUUCCGAUAUCUCAGUAGUGUGCGAACGCAGAUUGAGUGGAUUAAAAUAAAAUUACACGAGUCGCCCGUCCACAAACUCGUGGCCAACAACAGCGACGCCACGUUAUUCGUUGUUGUCAUCUCAUCGUAACAUCAAGUGGCUCUCGGACCCGCCAACAUAAGCUUAGUUUCGUCAACACGUAGACAUUACCGGUUGAGGUUAUUGGCCAUCCGGAAGAAGUUUUAUUUGUUCCCUUCCCCCAGUCACCGACAGGUAUGAUCUGGAUGUCUUAGGAACGCCCGUAAUAGAUAAACAGUCAAAACGCAAGGAUUAAACAAACGUGUUAGUAGUCCAGUAAUGGACAAACGGAAAAUGAUCACAAAAAGGACAAGACUCGAUACAUCUAUACGGGGCGCAGGGUCUGGAGCCGGACACAUCAUCACUAAUGGGCCUAUACAAACAAGGCCAUUGGUCGCUCUGUUGGACGGCAGAGACUGUUCAAUAGAAAUGCCCAUCUUGAAAGAUGUUGCAACAGUUGCGUUUUGCGACGCCCAAUCCACUUCUGAAAUACACGAAAAAGUUUUAAAUGAAGCUGUCGGUGCUUUGAUGUGGCACACUAUUGUCCUAACAAAAGAAGAUUUAGAAAAAUUUAAGACUCUUCGAAUAAUUGUACGAAUAGGAAGUGGGGUUGAUAAUAUUGAUGUUAAGGCUGCUGGUGAAUUAGGCAUUGCAGUGUGUAAUGUGCCAGGGUACGGAGUAGAAGAAGUGGCUGAUACAACACUUUGUUUGAUAUUGAACCUGUAUCGUAGAACGUACUGGCUAGCACAAAUGGUCAGAGAAGGCAAAAAAUUCACUGGCCCAGAACAAGUGCGCGAAGCAGCUCAAGGAUGUGCUCGUAUUCGUGGAGACACUCUAGGGAUUGUUGGUUUAGGCCGUAUUGGAUCAGCAGUUGCAUUAAGAGCAAAAGCAUUCGGCUUCAAUGUUAUUUUUUAUGACCCUUACCUACCCGAUGGAAUUGAAAAGUCUUUGGGCUUAACUAGAGUUUAUACAUUACAAGAUUUGUUGUUCCAAUCGGAUUGUGUAUCGUUGCAUUGUACUUUGAAUGAACAUAAUCAUCACCUCAUAAAUGAGUUCACCAUUAAACAAAUGAGGCCAGGAGCUUUCCUAGUAAACACCGCUCGAGGUGGUCUAGUUGAUGACGACGCACUCGCAACGGCUUUAAAACAAGGGCGUAUUAGAGCCGCAGCCUUAGAUGUUCAUGAAAAUGAACCAUUUAAUGUUCUUCAAGGACCUUUAAAAGAAUCCCCUAAUUUAUUGUGUACGCCGCAUGCUGCUUUCUACUCCGAUGCCAGUUGCACAGAACUACGAGAAAUGGCCGCUAGUGAAAUUCGUCGUGCGAUCGUUGGUCGCAUACCUGAAUGUCUACGGAAUUGUGUCAACAAAGAGUAUUUUCCCGCCUCAGCCAGUUAUCCGCACCAAGCUGCAGUCGCCAGUGUUUCAGCAGCAGCAGCAGCGGCAGCUGCCGCCGCCACUAAUCCUGACGCCAUGAAUGGAGGGUAUUAUGCUGGGGCUGGUGCAGGAUCUUUACCAGUACAACAAGCCCAUUCUACUACUGCACACGACAAUGUGCCCGGGUCGGGCUCUGCCGCAGCGCCGCCUCCACAACAAGCACCCCCAAGUUCACAAUCGGCUCCACCUGCAUCUGUUCUCCCACAUUCAUUAUUUGUUAACACCCAACUUCCAUACACUUCUGGACAAAACGACCGUGACAAUACGAAUAACGUGAGCCAAAGUAGUCCGUCCCUGACGUAUAGGCCUGUCGUAUGAAAGGAGUACUUUCUACUCCUCUAAUGCUAAUUCAGAUUUCAUUAAAACGUGACUGGUCAAAUUAUAAAAAUUAAAUGAGAUCAUCCGUGAACUAUUGUCGUGUUUUUUGUGACAGUUUUUAUGUUUGUUUUACAUAGAAGUAGUAUUUGUCUUAAAUACCAUAUUAUGUUAUGGGUACAUUUAUAUAUAAACCUUAAAACUGGACGCCUUGGGUCAUGAAAUGCUCAAAAAAAAAGUGUAUCUUUUGUAAUGGUUAUGAAUUCAUUUGGUCCAAAACAACCUAGAUAGUAUUUUCAAAUUGAUUCUGGUAACCAUAAGUGCAAUCUUUUCGUUAUAUAAAAAAAUAAUAUAAUUCAUUUGAAGCAAAUUUGUUAAAAUUUUGGAUUUGUGGAUUUACUAUCUAUUAUGUAAAAAGAUUAAAUAAUAAUAUUAAUAACAAUGUGUAAAUAAUAUAACAUAUUAUUUUAAUUGAUUUAUAGUAUCGGUUUUGUUGUUAUUUUUACAACUGACAGAAUAAAUCAAUUAACAAAAAAUUAAUUGAACGGGGAAUAAGCACUGGGUUCUUGCAGAAACAAGAGCAUAUAAAUUUAUGUUUUUUCGUUAAAAUUAAAUGGCAAGAUUUUUAAAAAAUUAUUAUUUUAACUGUAAAUAGCAACAUCACAUUAAUUAGUAGUGAUUAAUACAUUACGUUUGAUAAUGGAACUUUUUAACUGUUUAGUGUGUCUAACUGUUUAUUAUUUUGUAUUAUUCAAAUGGAGAUCAUAUACAGUUGUACUGACUAUUUAGAAUACAACAAUUGUAGGCAGGGUGGGGGAAUAAGAAAAUAAUUUUUUUUAAUGUUUUACUGUAUUUUUUUUAUUCUUUGUGUACCAUACUGGUACGACUGAUUUUUCAGCUUACAAUAGAUUAAUUUUUAAUGCAUUUUAACGGUUAUUAAAUAUAUAUAAAUGUUAAAAUAUAUUAUGCAUAUGUAUGUAUAAUUAUGAUGUUUAGUUGUUUUUUUCCUCAUGUCAAAUUCAUGUAAUACACAAAACAGUGAACACACUACAUAAUUACACUCACGCAAUAUUUUAAUUUAUGAAACUGUUAUACGAUAUACAAGUAUGAGCAAUUGGAUAUUUGUGUAUAUAUAUAUAUUAACGACGAAAAUUGUGUCUUAAACCCUUUUAAAAUUAAAUAGGUAUCGUUUUAAGAAUUAAAAUAGAUUUUAUGUUUUAGUUGUAUUUUGUGUUGUAACUAGACCUAAAUUUAAGUUAAAGUUGUAAAAAAAUAAACACAAUAUAGUAAACCAUUGACUUAAAAUUAUAUCUUUCAAUAAAGAUAAAACAAUGAAUGUCUUGUGCAUAUAUUGACAUGUAUCAUCGUACA
Molecule: messenger RNA, 3464 nt
Organism: Adelges cooleyi (spruce gall adelgid)
Lineage: Eukaryota; Metazoa; Arthropoda; Insecta; Hemiptera; Adelgidae
Gene: CtBP
Product: C-terminal-binding protein
Exons: 11
Coding region: 627-2096 (489 amino acids)
Molecular function (GO): transcription corepressor activity; oxidoreductase activity, acting on the CH-OH group of donors, NAD or NADP as acceptor; NAD binding
Source: RefSeq, a predicted model, not a curated record